GUGUGUGCAAUUAGUGAGUUGUGGUGCGUAAAGGGGAGCGGAUCAAAGUCUGGGCGCUGAGCGGGAUCGGAGGUCCGAUCCAGCCCCAAAGAAAAAAGAAACAGAAGAGGAGAAGGAAGAGGAAGAAGAAGCGAUGGCCGACUAAGACCUAUUUCCUUCGGGGAUCAGGUGGCUCCGGACUCUUGUUCACCCCGAAAGAGGAGGAAAGGGACGCCUACGCGGAAGGAAAGGGGAGAGGCAGCACCUGAGAGAGUCCCAAUCCCGGUUCAGACAUGAGGCAGAGCCACCCGGUGCCAAGUCUCCUUUUGGGGCUGCUUUCUCUCUCGAGGUAUCUCCUGCCGGCCGCUUCCCAAGCAGUCUGUGCAGGCACCCUAAAUGGAUUCAGCGUGACAGGAGAUGCCCACCAACGGUACCAGACACUACAGAAAAUGUACAACAAUUGUGAGAUUGUUAUGGGCAACCUCGAGAUUGUGCUCAUUGAACAAAACCAUGACCUCUCCUUCUUACAGACUAUCCGAGAAGUUACUGGCUAUGUUUUGAUUGCCAUGAAUGUCUUCACAUACUUGCCGCUUCAGAAUUUGCGCAUGAUACGAGGGACACAGUACUAUGAAGACAAGUAUGCCCUCUACAUCGUUCUCAACUAUGAAAAGAACGUCACCCAUGCCCUCCACCAAGUGGGCUUCAACCAACUCACAGAAAUCCUCUCCGGGGAUGUCUACAUUAGGAAGAACAAGCAAUUGUGCCAUGUUGACACUAUUGACUGGAAGGACAUCAUCCGAGAUCCACGUUUCCAAGCAGUGGUCCAAGAUAAUGGGGAGAAGUGUUUGCCAUGUCAUGAGAACUGCAAUGGCCAUUGCUGGGGUCCUGGUCCGGAGGACUGUCAAAAAUUGACCAAGACCAUCUGUGCCCCUCAGUGCAAUGGACGCUGUUUUGGUCCCAACCCCAAUGAAUGCUGUCAUGAUGAGUGUGCAGGAGGAUGCACGGGGCCACUCAAAACGGAGUGUUAUGCCUGCCAGCACUUCAAUGACAGUGGCGCUUGUGAAACACUCUGUCCACCACCACUGAUUUACAAUAAACUCACCUUCCAGCUGGAGCCCAACCCUGACACCAAGUACCAGUAUGGUGGCAUCUGUGUUAAAAACUGCCCACAUAAUUUUGUUGUGGAUCGAAGCUCAUGUGUCCGGACCUGUCCUCAUCACAAAAUGGAGGUUGAAAAAAAUGGCCAGAAGAUAUGUGAGCCUUGUGAGGGACUCUGCCCAAAAGCUUGUGAAGGCACUGGAUCUGGAAGCAAAUACCAAACUGUUGAUUCCAGUAAUAUUGACAACUUUAUCAACUGCACCAAAAUCCUGGGAAAUUUGGACUUCCUUAUCACUGGUCUGGAAGGAGACCCGUGGCACAAUAUAAGUGCCUUGAAGCCGGAAAAACUGAACAUCUUCCGGACGGUGCAAGAGAUCACAGGCUACUUGAACAUCCAGUCGUGGCCCAAACAUAUGCAAGAUUUCAGUGUCUUCUCCAACCUGGUCACCAUUGGUGGGCGCAGCCUUUAUAACCGUGGGUUUUCCUUGCUGAUCAUGAAAAAUAUGAAUGUCACCUCUCUACACUUCAGCUCGCUUAAGGAGAUAAGUGCUGGCAAAGUCUACAUCACUGAGAACCGACAACUUUGCUAUUACAAUACCAUCAACUGGGAACGUCUCUCACGCCGGAGUUCAGAUCUUGAUAUUAGGAGCAACAAACCUAUCAAGAAGUGCAAGCAAGAAGGGAAGCUUUGUGACCCUCUGUGCUCCCAUGAUGGCUGCUGGGGACCUGGGCCAGACAACUGUGUCACCUGCCUCAACUACAGUCGUGAAGGAACCUGCGUUGGCUCCUGCAACUUCUUUGAGGGGGAUGUUCGCGAGUUUGCAGAAGGUGGUGCCUGCUUCUCUUGCCACCCACAGUGCCAGAAGAUUGAAGGAGGCCUCACCUGCAACGGUUUGGGUGCCGAUGCCUGCACAAUUUGCUCUGGCUACAAGGAUGGGCCACACUGUGUGGAAAGCUGCCCCAGGGACAUCCAAGGGGAGAAAGGGCUUAUCUUCAAGUACCCUGAUGCCAACAGGGAGUGCUGGUCAUGCCAUGAGAACUGCACAAAUGGGUGCGAUGGCCCACAAAUUGAAGACUGCUUCGUGGAGGAAAUGCCUGUUGUCGGGAAACCCCCAACAGUGAUUGCUGUGAUGGUUGUGGGCUGCCUUUUUGUCUUUUGCUCCUGCGUCUUGCUCACCUUCCUGUAUUGCCGUGGCAAGAAGAUUCAGAAGAAGCGGGCCAUGCGCAGAUACUUGGAAAGAGGAGAGAGUUUUGAGCCCUUGGAUCCCAGUGAGAAAGCCAAUAAAGUCCUGGCCCGAAUCUUCAAAGAGACAGAAUUAAAGAAACUGAAAGUUAUAGGAUCGGGGGUCUUUGGAACAGUGCACAAAGGUGUCUGGAUCCCAGAAGGAGAUUCCCUCAAGAUUCCCGUGAGCAUCAAAGUUAUACAGGAUUCAAGUGGUCGACAGACAUUCCACGCUGUCACUGAUCACAUGUUGGCAAUAGGUAGCCUGGACCAUGCUUAUAUUGUCCGCCUCCUGGGUAUUUGUACUGGCACCCAUCUGCAGCUUGUCACCCAGCUCCUGCCGCUGGGCUCAUUGCUGGAGUAUGUCCGGAAAAACAAAGAUGCCAUUGGCCCCCAGGUGAUGCUCAACUGGUGCGUGCAGAUUGCCAAGGGUAUGUACUACCUGGAGGAGCACCGCAUGGUCCAUCGCAAUCUUGCUGCUCGUAAUGUUUUGGUAAAAUCCCCAAGCCAGGUACAAGUGGCGGAUUUUGGCAUUGCUGAUUUGCUUUAUCCAGAUGACAAGAAAUAUUUCUACAAUGAAAUAAAGACACCAAUAAAAUGGAUGGCUUUGGAGAGCAUACAUUUUGGAAAAUAUACACACCAAAGUGAUGUAUGGAGUUAUGGGGUGACCUUAUGGGAGAUGAUGACUUUUGGGAGUGAACCUUAUGCGGGAAUCCACCUCUCAGAAGUGCCUGACCUUCUGGAGAAAGGGGAACGUCUCUCACAGCCCCAGAUUUGCACCAUUGAUGUCUACAUGGUGAUGGUAAAAUGCUGGAUGAUUGAUGAGAACAUUCGCCCCACUUUCAAAGAGCUAGCCAAUGAGUUCACACGGAUGGCCCGUGACCCUCCUCGCUACCUGGUGAUUAAGAGAGAAUGUGGAACACUCCCCCAUGCUGAGCCACCGCCCCUCACUGAAAAGGAACUGGAUGAGAUGGAGACACUGGAUAUGGAGUCAGAGCUGGAAGAAGAGGAGCUUAAUAACCUCUUUGUUUCCAGGCAGUGGAUUGACUCCACGCGGGCUCCAAAUCCUCUGAAUCCUUCUGCUGGGUACAUCCCUAUGAAUCAGAGCACCCUGAGUGGAAGUCGCCAGAGCACUGGUCUGGGGUCCCGGCAGACUUUGCGCCUAAGGCAGGAGUCAGUGGGUCGUACGAUAUCAGAAUCAUCAGAGGGGCGAGGCACAGCCUCAGAGUAUGACCUUACAGAGGAUUUGUCGCUGUCUGGGAGCCUCUGCCGCAGCCUACGGUCCCGUGGAGAUAGUGCCUACCUGUCUCAGCGAGAAAGCCUGAUGCUUCCAGUUGGGAGUGCUGAUGGAGAGGAAGAUGUCAAUGGCUAUGUCAUGCCAGAUCGAAGUGGCAGAGAGCGUGCGGCUGGCCUUGCUGCCUCCCUGGUCCGAGGUUCUUUCCCAGUGCAUGAAGCAGAGGAAGAGUACGAGUACAUGAAUCGGCGCCCUGCACAACCCUCGCAGCCUCGGCCGGCCUCUUUAGAGGAGCUUGGCUAUGAGUACAUGGAUCUGGGCUCAGAGCUGAGUGCAUCCCUGGGUAGUGUGCCCAGCUCCCAACUAACUACGCCUUGCCGGGAUGAAGGGGAUGAAGAAGAGGAUUAUGAGUACAUGAACAAGCAACCCAAGCUCAGCAAAUCCCUGAGCAGUAUCCACAGCUCUCGAGGAGACUAUACUGAUAUGGACUCGGGCAUCACACAGGGCUCUCCAGAUGAGCAAGGCUAUGAGGAAAUGGAUGCCGUCUUGCCCUCGGUUCAGUGUCUCGACAGCCAGAGUCCCCCCUAUCCAAAGAAUGGGUUCAUGAACCCCCUACGGACACUGGAAGCCUCGGACUGUGCUUUUGACAACCCAGAUUACUGGCACAGCCGGAUGUUCAGCAAGGCCGAUGUUCAACGAACUUAGCCAAGGGUUGGCAGCUUCAUCUAUCUCUAAGGAAGAUCCGCCUUAAUCAUGGCUCUUUAUCUGCCAACAACCUUACUGUGAUUUGUAGGGUGAAAGGGGGAGAAUUUCCAUAAGGCUCCUAAGCCCCAGGGACGUUGACCUCAGUAGGUGCGACCAACCAACACAGGUCUCCCUUUGGGUUGUACAAUAGCACCUCGGUCUGGCACAGUGGUCUGUUUCUCUGGUUCAAACACUCUGAUUUAGAAGGCAAAUAGGAACCACUUGGGGAGGGAGAAUCCAAACUGGUGGAAUUCACUCCACUACAAACUGAGAAGGCCUGAUCUAGUGAUAAGUGGUCCUUUUAUGUGUGGAGAAGAUAUGACUUGCUGGCUGUGUCUAGGCGCAGUGCUCUACUGUACGAGGACAUAAUCUCUUCAGGAAAUAACUCCAGUUUUGAAAGUCAGGCCAAGUCUCCCAUGCUGACCCGCCAAAGUGCAACACCGCAGUGGUACCCCAUGCUGAACCUUUGACAACAGUGGGGUCUAUGGGGGCCUGCCACUGCCACCACAGCUUCUGUAAUGACAACCCCCUGCCCUUCUACAGCAGGGGGGCUGACGCAUGAGCCAAGCAUGCUGAGAACCUGCAGUUGGCUGUAAGACUGAAGGGGAGGAAGUGCCCCCUUUAAAAAAAAGAUAAUGCCCUUGUUUGCUAUGCUUGACAAUGUAUGCAAUGGAAGAGAAGAGGAUUAGCUGUUGGAGAGAAUAUGAAGGAUAAUUAUGCUUUGUUCUUUCUUGCCAUGUGCCUGACAUAACCUCAUUUAGGGAGAAAAUGUGUCUGAAUGUGAAGCUGUGAGAAAACAUAGAUUCAUAGAGUUGGAAGAGACCACAAGGGCCAUCCAGUCCAACUCCAUUCUGCCAUGCAGGAACCUGUGGGUUUUGGUCUUACCUCUCAUAGAGAGGCUGGAAUCCAGAAUUUCUAGUCUCUGCCUUCAGCUCACAAACUGAUAUUCCAAGGUAUUAUUAACAAGCCCUGUGCCUUACAAAUGUUCAUAUCUAGGAGGAAUAAAGACAGUGGACAGAAAUAAAUGCUGACCAUACCAGAAACCCACAUUUCUAUCUCCAGCAUUCAGAUGCUCACUAUCAGCAGCAUCUCUCCCACCUGGCAGAAGUCAUCUCUAGCACAGCAGGGAGAAAGAGAGUGUGUGGUCUUGCUCAGGAGAUGGGAAAUAUUUCUAUCCCACCCCAAGGAGGUGUUUCAGGAUCUUUUGAAAGGCAUCAUUCUCAAUAUUGGCUCCCUUAGUGAAAGGGAAUAUAGGAUGUUUCUCAGGACGGGGGCCAUGUAAUAGAGGCAGCCUGAACUUAAUUCCCACGCCAACAGUUGAAUAAUCCAGUGGAGUUGUGUAUUACUGCUGAGUUGACUCAUGCUAUUCAGAUGGCUGCAAAGUUGCACUGUGGGCUUCAAUACUGUUUCUCCUGAAUCAGGCUUGUUUACACAAGAGUAUGACUUGGGAAUACAUUUCUCCUUUCCAUCACCACCGUCUGCCCAACCUUGCCUUAAAGGCCAGUCAUACUGUAUGUAACCUUAACUUUGUUUUCACAUGUUCUCAAUUGCAUCAUAAAAGGGAUAUUUACAAAAGGAGGGAAAAUCAAAUGCAGUCAGGGAGAGAUGAAGGCUGUUAGAGAAACCCUGCCUUUGAUCUUAGAUCUCAGCGUCUUGUUUGAGUCCUGUGCAAAAUCCUUUCUGCAGUGUGUUUUAAAGAAGUAUCACCUUUAGGUGCUUGAUCUGUAUUUGAGUUGGCUCAGCAAAACAUGGUUAAGGAGAGAAAAAUCACCCAGAUUGGUGAGGUCCCAUGUUGGUCUUCAGAAGUUCUUCUAACUUAGAAAUAAUAUGCUUGAAAGUUCCUUGGAGAAGUUUUGAAAAUAUGUGAUGCUACUUGUGUUAUCAACAGGCUGGUGAAUUGCUUACCGAUCCGCACCCCAGCAAAUUCCUCAUUCUCUUCAGUUCAAACAGAGGAAAAGAGUAGGUGACAUACAAACAGGAGCGCCAUUCUUUUCCGAGCCAUUUUGAAUCCCAGUAUUUCAGAUGUUAUUCACUGAACUGAGAGAAGCAAGCACUUUUGGUGUGUAGGUGAAUGGCGUUUAAACAAUGCUCAGAUGACUGAGGCUGCAUCUACACUGACCAUUUAAUGCAUUUCAAAGUUAACUUCCAACUUCAGUGACCAGACAAAAAAUUCCCACAAAAGUGCACAAAAUAAAGCCCUUAAAGCGUAUCAGUGGCUUGUAUCAUCACCAUCUGGGCUUCAGAACUGAUUCACAGAUUUUCGAUGUAAUCAUCUCCAUGGUGAAACCACUUUCUUCAAUACUGGUUUGAAACUGCAUUAAAUGGUUAGUAUAGACGACAUGAGUGGAUUCUGAAGAAGAGCUCUCAUUUAAUUUGCCUUGGAGGUUAUAAGGCUCUCUGGUUACAAUGCAGCUGUCCAUGAGACAUAUUACACACACACACACACACACACACACAGAGAGAUAGUUCUCCUGGCCCAGUGUGGGAAACAGGGAGUUGAUAAAUUAGCUCCCUGUCUGGAUUGGAAUUCUGCAGGGUGUGGUGAAAUCUUGAAAAAGUUGAAAAGCAGGUAGAGCUACCUGUGUUGCGCCAACUAGACUGGCACCUGAACUGCAAGGGGCUGGCUAAGGCCUGGGAAGAGUGCUAGAGACGCUAUUAGAUUGCCCUCUACAGGAAAAAAGUUAUAAAAUAUUGCCAAAGUUUGUUCUUAUUAAGUGGAAUCUUUUAGGGGAGAAGAUAAGAAACUGUCACUUCUGGUGUGAGAAUUAGCCGUCUGCAAGGACGUUGCCCAAGGGACAUCAGGAUGUUUUGAUGUUUUUACCAUCCUUGUGGGAGGCUUCUCUCAUGUCCCCGCAUGGAGCUGGAGCUAGAGGGAGCUCAUCUCGAGCCGGCAACCUUUAAGUCAACAACCCAACCUUCAAGUCAUCAGUCCUGCCGGCAUAAGGGUUUAAUCCACUGUGCCACCAGGGGCUCAGUGGAGUCGUAAAUAACCAUAGUAGUCAGUGGUUUGAGUAGUGAUGUCAGCAGUUCAUAUCAGAGAAAAUGACAGGCAAGGGGAGGAGACAUCCUGGUUCAAUGCUGAAAUCAUGGUGUAGGCUGAUAAGUCUAAGGGUGCAGUCUAAUGCACAUACCUGGUAGCAAGCCACAUGCACACAGUGGGAGUUUCUUCUGAAUCAACAAGCAUAGGACUAAACCAUCGGGUUCUACCAGAACAACAGGAAUUGUUUCUUUGCCAAGCAAUUUCUCCCAGUAUUCCUAUCUCUUUCAUUUUGACCAACCAGCCAAAAGAUCCUUCUUUCCUGGAGGGGAAACACUGUGUUGAGGAACACAGAACUGAAAUUAGCUUGGCAGUAGUUUUCUAAGAGAAGUUACCCAUUAACAAAAGCAACAGAACCAUACAUUACAUUUUAGCAAUUCAUUUUAAAAUCCAUCUUAUGCAACUGAGGAUAUUGUGUUUUACUCACUGAUUAUACAUGCAAAAGAUUGCAGCCUUAAAGGUAUGACAGCUUCUUGAUCAGUUAGCCUGGCUAUCAUUAUAAUUGUUAGCUGAAAUUUGUGUGUGUGUGUAUGUGUAUAUAUAUAUGCUUAAAAGUCAAGACUUACAACAACCUCAUUAAUUUCAGUCUUUUCUUAGGCAAGGGAUAUUCAAAUGUGGGUUUGCAAGUUCCUUCCCCUGAAAUAUAGCCUAAAGCACUUGGUAUUUGUUGGCGGUCUCUCAUCCAAGUACAAACCAUGGCUGAUGCAGCCUAGUUUCCAAGAUCAGACAGGAUCUAGUGCCUUCAGGGCAUUUAAGCCAAGUUUAAAUUUGCUGUCUCAUAAAGCAGGAAGAAUAAAAGAAACGCAUUUUGAUGGGCAACUAGUUCUUUUGAUUAUAAAAUGCAGAAAUUGAUUAGAAUUUGAUUUAGCCUAGAAAGGAAGUUGAAGGAUGCAGGAACAAGGGAAAUCGUUUAAAAUGGGGAGAGUUGUGAGAUGGAAGUGUUUUAACUUCUGUAUUUACCUAGAUCAGUGUUUCUCAACCUGUGGGCCCCCAGGUGUUUUGACCUACAACUUCUAGUAAUCCCAGCCAGUUUACCAGCUGUUAGGAUUUCUGGGAGUUGAAGGCCAAAACAUCUGGGGACCCAUAGGUUGAGAACCACUGACCUACAUUAUGCUUUUCAAUAAAACAUGUGCUAUCAAUGGCUUGAGCACAACAGGCAUUCAAAGACAGCUUCUUAAACUGUGUUUGGGUCACAAAAAAUUGGCCACCCAUUUACAUUUGGUAGCAAUGUGCAGUGUUUAUAGUAAACUCUUCAGAAAAUGCUUUAGUUGUACUCCACAAAAAGGAAAAUCAGCCUUGCAAAUGCCAAUUUAUCAGUUAGUGUUUGAUUUUUUAUACCUGUUUUAUUUACCUAUAUAGCUGGGGCCACAUCAAAAUUUCUCCGGCAGAAAGGGGUCGCAAGUGGAAAAGGUUUAAGAAACACUGCUUAAGGGGACAAAUGAACUUUUUAAAAAAAUCAUUACAACAGUGAUGAGCACCAAACAAAAAGCAUGCUAUUGUCCUUGCCGACUUAUGUGAUUUUUGUCUGUGUUUUUCUAAUAGUAGCAUAAUAAUGUCUUUAAUGUGUUCUCCAAAGCUGAACAUGUAUACUGUCUGUUAGACUGUGACUGUUGUUUUACCAUGUCUGGAAACUGAUAAAAUGAAGGAUUCUGUCUUCUUCUUUAUUCUGAA
Anolis carolinensis (green anole) is the source of this 8985-nucleotide messenger RNA. It is a transcript of the gene erbb3, whose product is annotated as erb-b2 receptor tyrosine kinase 3. The coding region runs from base 273 to 4238 and encodes 1321 amino acids. Gene Ontology annotation, cellular component: plasma membrane; signaling receptor complex; basal plasma membrane. Lineage: Eukaryota; Metazoa; Chordata; Lepidosauria; Squamata; Anolidae. Gene Ontology annotation, biological process: cell surface receptor protein tyrosine kinase signaling pathway; positive regulation of cell population proliferation; negative regulation of apoptotic process. The record is from RefSeq and is a predicted model, not a curated record. The transcript has 28 exons. Gene Ontology annotation, molecular function: protein tyrosine kinase activity; ATP binding; neuregulin binding.